AUGAAAGAAACAACCCCCCGCAAAAAGAUAAUCGUCGCCAUAACAGGCGCAACAGGCGCCCAGAUCGGCAUCCGCCUGCUCCAGACCCUCCGCCGCCUCAACGUCGAGACGCACAUAAUCAUAAGCAAGUGGGCCGCCGAGACGAUAAAGUACGAGACGGACUACACGCCCGCGGCCGUAAAGGCCCUCGCCGACCACGCCUACAGCUCCCACGACCUCGCCGCCCCCAUCGCGAGCGGGUCCUACCGCGUCGACGGCAUGGUCGUCGUCCCCUGCUCCGUAAAGACCCUGGCCGCCAUCAACGCGGGCAUAUGCGACGACCUGGUCACGAGGGCCGCGGACGUGUGCCUCAAGGAGCGCAAGAGGCUGGUCCUGUCCGUGCGGGAGACGCCGUUCAGCGAGAUCCACCUGAGGAACAUGAUGGAGGUCACGAGGGCCGGGGCUAUUGUUGCGCCGCCGGUGGUGGCGUUCUACACGAAGCCGGCGUCUAUUGAUGAUAUUCUCGAUCAGAUGGUGGGGAGGUUGCUUGAUUUGUUUGACCUGGAUGCGAGGAAUUUUGAGAGGUGGGAUGGCAUGCAGAAGAGUACCACAAGAGCGACAUAA
This is a messenger RNA of Diaporthe citri, 603 nucleotides long. RefSeq lists its product as uncharacterized. The record is from RefSeq and is a predicted model, not a curated record. Bases 1 to 603 code for a protein of 200 amino acids. Lineage: Eukaryota; Fungi; Ascomycota; Sordariomycetes; Diaporthales; Diaporthaceae. The transcript has a single exon. Gene Ontology annotation, molecular function: carboxy-lyase activity.